AAUGAAGCCAGUUUCAGCUCGUCUUUAGCUGGACAUCUCGGUUACGAGUCAAACUGCAAGAUGAGACUUGCCUAAGCCCAGAACAACAAAGGGAAUUGUCCUAGAAGGUUAUCCAAUCUGAUAUGCAAGGUAUACAAUCGUAAAGGAAUGAAUUUCCCCUCCAACGAAACAAGGAAACCGGACGUCACAGAUUAAGACAAUUGAGGCAUCUUUCUCAAUUCUGGUGGCUCACCGAUGACAAUUGUGGCCUCAACCUUUAAUUUUCGCAUGUUAAUAAUUUCCGUUUGACUCUUACAUUGACCACCUUGGCCUUCAUUCGAGAGUAUUCUGGCAAACCACUCUGCCCGCUUUUCUUCCGGUUUUAAUUAAUAAUUUAAACUUUAACGACCAAAUAUUAAGUACAAGCAAAUAUUACUAAUCUUUAAUGAGUUAUUCCAUGCUUUGGAUUUCGAACCACGUAUACUUGAACCAGGCAAACUUGCGUGGAGGUAUUGAGAAAUGCUGCCGAAAAAAAAAAUUGAGCAGGAAAUCGUAUUGAAAAGGAACUACUCAAAAAUCCUCUGUAAAAGUAUUAUGACGCAGGUAUGCAUCGACGAACAGCAAAACGUGAAGCGAUGACACAAUUUUACAAAAAGGUCACAUAUUUUUCCGGAGCCGGAAAAGCAUACCGUGAGUAUAUUCAACAGAGUUUUGCUGAGCGAGAGUGAAAGAAUAGCGGCUCUGUUGAGGAAAAGAAAAUAUCAUCUUACGACGACUUCUGCUUGGUUGCAAAAGCUUGUGAUUCAAGGAAUCAGUGUGUUCCCAGGGUGAGAGGGGAGGGGAGGGAGUGAUGAGAAAAUUGCUCUCCUCAUUGGCUUCAACCCGUUCUGACACUGAAGGACCAGAAAAGCCUGUACAAAGUUCAUCACGACCCUUCUGAUUCGUGACUCAAAAAAUGGAAAAACAGUAAAUCCCUUUUCUGAAAAUAAAAAUAUAAUCUGUCCGUAAAUCUCAACUAUCGAUGAUUUCCUGAGUUACUUACCAAUAGUCAGGAUCGGUGUGUAAUAACGAGCUAAUCUCCAUCCUAAAGGAAAUUUCGUUUGUACGCUUCCUUCCUCUUCAUUCGUCAUUUACUGUCUAACAGGUUCCAGUUGUUCACAGGGUGGAUAACACUAACCACUUGUUAAAAUCUCUAUCCGAUGGAUGGCGUAGCAUGUUUUGUUCAGAACUGUUCGCCGGAUACCGAUUUAUCCGCCGGAUAAUGCUAUCCUUCCUUUGAACAACUGGCCAAGAGUGUUUUCUUCAUGCAGAUGUCUCAAAGUCUACAAAGCGUUUGGGAAAAAAGCCGCAAACUCUUACGCAAUUUGCUCGCCUCCCUUUCUACGUGUUCUGAACGCAAACUGACAAAGAGAGCACCCCUCCCUCUCUUCCCCUGCUGUUCUUCUCGUAAGAAGACGUACAUGUACAACGUAGCAAAUGUACAAAUUGGUAGUCGGGAAACAAAAAGCGGUAGCUUCCCUAACAACUUUUUAACGAUCUUUUCAAAAUUAUUAAUUGACUUUUGGGGGGCAAAUACAACGGGAUGGAGUUACAUGAAGCCAGCCCACGCGGUGCAGACAAAAAAAAUAGUUCGGCACAGAUAGUUAGAGAAAGAAUUCCACCAUAGCAAGUCGAGGAUGUAUUGUACUGCUCUCAUAAGUAAAAAUGCUUAAAUUACGUAAUUUACGUUAUACUCUAAUUAUAAGCGUACUCAAAGUACGAAUGACUCUACGUGGAUACCACAAAAUGCGUAGGUGAACAGGGCGUUCAAUCACACAAAAAUCACAUGACAGCACCAUAAAAGCAACCGAAAGCUUAGCCUUACUCAGGCCUGGAAAAAACUAUUGACUUGUUCCCGUUUCUCCUUGCGAGUUUAGGCGGGCAAUCAAAGAAGUUUCAUCUAAAGGAAGUUUUACUUUAAGUAGGGGGAAAGGAAAAAAAAAGGAAAGGACAUAUUUUUUAGGGUUGUUUUGACAAACGAUUCGUGUUUUGUGAGAUCUAUUUUCACCUGCACGUUAUCUCAUCUUUGGGAGUUCAAGUGUCUGUUUGUACAGAGUGUCUUACGGGCUAAAAGUCCCCCACCGCUUUAUCUGUCGUCGUUACAUUAGAAAUUGAUCAAGUCGCAGUUUGGCCCCAAUAAAUAAGUCGUAAGCUUCUAAAAUAAUUUUCCAGGCAUAGCAGAUAGGGGUCCACAGCUUUACACUUGACUGGUCAAACUAGAAUAUUCCUGAUCAAAAAAUAGCAAUUCGCCUAGAAUCAAAAUUGCAUCAUCCAAUAUAUUUUUAUUAGAUGUCAUGCCCAUUUGAGCAUGAUAAAAAGUGGGAAGCCGGCAUUAAAUUUUGUAUUUGACCACGUAAAAUCUGAAGGCUUAAGGCCCUGUCCACAUUGAGAGCCUUAACUCCUCAAUCUACACCGGUUUCGCCCCCUGAAACUUGACCAGCAGAUUAAACCCUCUCGGUUAUCUGGAUUUUUGCAGAACAAGUGACUGACUUAAGAGUGCCGAACAGCAACUGACGUUCUUUCUGUGCCUUCAAAGGCGUUCGAGCGUGAGGCCAUUUGCAUACGUGAAAAACAAUUCAUGAUUCGCCAACACAAAAAGCUUCAAACAAAAGAGGCUUUUUCAGUUAGCUCUGAAAUACUGACCCAAAGGUCAUUACAUAACAUGUUCGUUUCACGUGCCGGAAAUGGACAAUUCGAUAUCGUGCGUUUGAUCGUGUUUAUUCUGAUAACUUUCAAAGCAGAGCAACAAGAACAGAGAGAGCUUUUCUGAUGGCCGCUCUCAGUAGAAAAAUUAAUUAGCAUUAAAAAAAAAAUAGACUGUUGUUUGAAAGGUUAAACUGUAGCCUUGUCAUGCAAAUCUCUGCUGAGGUCACAUGAGCUGCUGUCACGGCGUGACAGCUGAUAUCAGAUCGUGCUUUGUUAGAGUAAGGAGAAUUCACUCCUAAUCAGCGGUGGAGUUUUGUGUUUUUUUAUUUGUGGUAAACACGUGGCAUUAGCCAAUCAGCGCCAGGAAAUGUCAGCUUGAUACACAAACGUCAUUUCCCCAAAUAAUGAACUCAUAUCUGCACAGCAGAGCCGCUCAGCACAAUCCUUGCCACUCGAUUCCAUCCACGGGUCAAGGUAACAUCUUUAAUAAGUUCAAGGGCUGUGAAAAACCUAUCGACCGGUGCGCUGAACCCGAUCAGCACAAAGACACGUCCUAGCCAAUUGGAGAUCUACGAAAUAAGAGCGCUUAGGGGACGAAAAAAGAAUUUUCGUAGAAAUGGUUUGCUGCAAGAAGAAACCAAUGGAGGAUAAACCUGAAAUAACUGUACCGUUUCCUGACGGUGGCUGGGGGUGGCUUGUUUGCAUGGCCACGUUCACUACGCAAUUCAUCGUUCUCGGCACUAUGAACAACUUCGGGGUGGUGUAUGUGGAGCUACUUAACGAGUUCAAGACUGGAAAAGCUGAUGCAGCAUGGGUUGGUUCCAUAACAUAUGGGAUGAUGUUCUUACUUGGACCUAUCGCAACCACACUGUGCCAAAAGUUGGGCUGUCGUGCUACAACAAUGAUUGGUUGCAUGAUUGCUGCAGGAGGUUGUCUUCUGGGUUCAAUAUCAACAAGUAUUUACCUGAUGGACUUGACAUAUGGGUUCCUUUUUGGUGUUGGAGCAAGCAUGUGUUACUUCCCAUCCGUGGUAAUCUUAGGCCAGUACUUUUCAAAGCGUCUCUCCUUAGCCAAUGGGAUCACUUCCUCAGGGAGUGGUGUAGGCACACUUUGCAUGGGUCCUAUAAUGCAGAAAUUAAUACAGCACUUUGGCCUGCGCAACACAAUGAGAAUCUCUGCUGGAAUGCUCUCUUUGGUUGUAUUCUGUGCUAUUAUUUACAGGCCCAUAAACACUGGUUUUCUAAAACCACCACCCAAGCCUGCCACAGGGCAAAAGCAGUCACGAUUUGCUGUUCUCAAAAGUUUUAAGGAACUGUUCAGGAACAAGGCAUACAUUUUGUGGUGUGCAGCACUGGCACUGUGGAUGUUGGGUUACUUUGUGCCAUUUGUGCACUUGGUGCGUCUUGCCACAGAAGAAGGUAUCGACCCAUUUAGAGCAACUCUGCUCAUCGGCAUCAUGUCAGUUGGAUCUACUCUUGGACGUCUCAUUUUUGGCAAGGUGGCUGACCACCCAAGAGUGAACAGAUUGUACCUUUACCAGAUCUCCUUCCUCAUGAUUGGAAUUAGCAACACCCUGUGUCCUGUAUUGACCUCCUACACUGGGCUAGUGAUCUACUCUACUGUGUUUGGCUUCUUUGAGGGAUGCUAUGUGCUUCUGGCUCCUGUCCUAACAGGCGACAUUGUUGGAAGAGACAAGAUGGCCCAUGGUGUCGGUGUGUUAUUUGCCCUCAAGUCUGUGCCUCUUACUCUAGGACCUCCAAUUGCUGGCCCAAAAGAAAGAGUGGUCAUUGUAGGAAAAGAAACUGUUGUGUAAGUCACAAUCAUUUCCUCAAUCGGUCCCUUCUACCAUGGAGUACUCUUCACAUCAGGUAGAAAGUCUUGAAUAGCACUUUAAAUUAGUGCUACAAAUCAAAAAUAGUUAUUGAAAGUAACUUCAAAUUACAACUUCAGCACAAAGUAUUGUGCAAAAAGGGUAAAAUCAAUGCUUUGAUUUUAAGAAAACGCAGACCAGAUAAAAAAAAUUAACACUUUAUUAACCACAAGGUAACUACUCUAAAAUAUAUUUUUUUGGGAUCAAGAGGCAUCCAUUUUUAGCACUAACACAAUGCUUUUAAUCAAAAAAGCAAAUCACACUGUCAGUGAUAUUGAAAAUAACUCUAUCCUAUUAAUAUAACGCGAGAUUAAGAGUGGUUCCAAAAUCAAACGAUCAAUUCUCUUCACCAAUUGACCUGAUUUCUCAUGACAUUAGUGAUAUGAAAUUGGGAAUACAUGAAGGUAGUUUUUCUUAAGUAAGGAAACUUCUCUUAUUCUUCAUGAAAGGUACAUUCUAAAUUGAAUCAGUUCCUGUCUGAACACAUUUUUGAACUGGAACUUUUGUGAGAGAAGUAUAAAACUGAAUUACAAAAAAAUUUGACAACCAAAUUCACUAUUUAAAGAGGGGCUAUAUUAGAAUACCUCUUAACUAAAUAUCUCUAACUCUAUUAUUUGUUGGGUAAGUUCAGUUAAAGGUGCUCAUUUCAAAAGGCUUUUUAAAUACUGGGAACUUUUGAUCUUGAGAUUAACUACCUCCGCCCCUCUCACUGUAUCAUAAUAAAAACACAUGCCAAAAAAAGGUAAAUUGUGAGGAGUUUCUUUUGACAAGAGCCUUGAGAAAAGGCUCAAAUGUACAUUUCAAGACUUGCACAUCAGUGAGAGGGCACGAGGUUUUUCAGCCUUUUAACAUGGGUACUGAUUCCCCAAAAAAAAAACAAACAAACAAACAAAUCUGAUAAAGGGAAAAUGUUCUAAAUUAUUUUGUCCUGGAGGAGGGUUUCAGAUUUUUGCCAUUUGUCUGAGAAAUGAUAAUGUUUGGCUAUGUUCAUUGAUCUCAUUUCAAAGAAUGACAUUUGAGGCAUCUCUUUUGCAAAACAACAAAUAUAUUACAGUGAUGAUACAAAUUACAAACAAAUGAAAAAGAAUUACUUAAUCAACAAUAUUUGAAAAUUUAUUUAGUUCCAAUUGGUUUUAAAGAGGAAGGAAACUUCUGUAUCCAAACAGUCAAUGCUAUGUGAUUCAAAGAAAUUUAAGUUAAUUUGGACAUUGACAUUUUGUCAUAGAAUGAAAUAUGAACUAGUUGAGCUUGAAGUCUCUACAGAAACUUGUCCAAUAUCAGCCUGGCUUUUUUCUUUUUUUUUUUCACACUAACCUUAAGUUCACAAAAGUUUCACAACAACAGUACCUGAAAAAUACUGGUAAUAACUAUACAGCUAAAAAAAUCAGAAAAUUGAGAGCACUGGAAAACUUUUUGGAAUGUUUUUUUGUUCAUUAAUAGGCCAAUGCAUUAUGAAAUGAGUGUGUUUUAAGCAGCCUCAAUUAUUAGUUUUCUGUUUCAUGGGUUGCUUUCCCUUGCAUAAAUGGUUGUAGCACAAUAAACAUUCUAAAAAUAAUUCAGAUGUUGACAGAUUUCUGGGUUUCACAGUGUUAAGUUUUGGAGAUGACAAAGAAUGUAACUUCUGAAGACUUAUUUAUGUUGAUCACAACUGAGUUUUACUAUUUUAAAAUUAUUUGUAGCUACAGUAUCAUAUUGAAUAGUGUAUUACCCUAGCGGCCAAUAGUGAGACUUCGUAACCAAAUAAUUUUAUAAAUCAGUUGUUAGGGUGAAUCAAACAUUGUAACAUUCUUUAAUACUAUUGUUUUGUUUUUGUCGUUGAUGCUGUGAAUGUCAUCUUUAGCAUACAACCUGGUGCUUAUUUCUUACUUAUUUAUUAAGAGGUUUCUGUACUACAACUGGAUUUCCAAAAGCUAAAUGCGAUACCCAGUUUUGUUUGUAAUACCAAAUAUCCAACCAAGUUUUGAAGGAGGCCAACCUUUUCCACUCGACAAUCACAGCUAACUGCGAUUAAGACAGAUGCUUUGUAAGUAACAGAGUAUUGUGAUAGUUUUAGUAAGUCACAACGUUUAGCGACACAGCAAAAGCAAAGCACUAGGGCGCAAAAUAGACUGAAUAACUUAACAACAGGCACUUUGAGAUGUAAGUUAGUUUCUUUGUUUGACAACCAUAAGAUAUGCAGUUGUGUUUUUGUUUCCAUCAUUCUGUAGACUGCACUCUUAACAUGUUAACAUGUUUUUGUGUCAUUGAGUAAAGAUACAGUGAGGACAAUUCAAUCCAUUCCCCUGUUAAGAGUUGUUGUUGGAACUCAUAUUGAGAAGGAAAAAAAAAAUAAAGUGCAACUUGUUUUAAAGUUGGGAAUUUUAACUGA
This is a messenger RNA of Pocillopora damicornis (cauliflower coral), 6902 nucleotides long. Its product is annotated as monocarboxylate transporter 10. The record is from RefSeq and is a predicted model, not a curated record. Gene Ontology annotation, molecular function: transmembrane transporter activity. Gene Ontology annotation, biological process: transmembrane transport. Lineage: Eukaryota; Metazoa; Cnidaria; Anthozoa; Scleractinia; Pocilloporidae.